Molecule: messenger RNA, 621 nt
Organism: Vittaforma corneae ATCC 50505
Lineage: Eukaryota; Fungi; Microsporidia; Nosematidae
Exons: 1
Coding region: 1-621 (206 amino acids)
Source: RefSeq, a predicted model, not a curated record
AUGGCAUAUGUUCUAGAAAAGACAGGAACAACAAGAUGUGCACUAGAUGCGGCAAAAACAGAAGUGUUUACGCAGAAAAAGUUUGCAGACUUGAUAUACGACUCGCAUGCCCGGGGGACAGACUAUUACCUAGCACGAGUGCACUGCAAAGAGAAAGACUCAAAGUCAGGAAACACAGUAUACUACUGCUAUGAUGCUAAGCAGCUGUGCAAGUAUGUCUUUGAAAUGGUCAUAACGACCGAGGGAAGAAGAAUCAGAAUUAAAAACUUUAAGGAUCCGGUUAAUCAAAAGGAGAUUGCAGAAAUAAACUUUUUCAAGCUGAGACACGACAGUGAGACUCCACUCAAGGCCGAGUUUAUAGGAAACCAUGUCAGUUUUCUAGAGUCCAACAACUUCAGAAGCAAGCUAUUCAACCAGGAAGACCCACUCGAUGCACUGAGCGUUAAUUUUCAAUUCAAAAAGAUUGAAAAGAUCACGAGUUUGAAGAAAAAGAAGAUCAUAGACACGUUUGCUUUGAUAGUUAUUCUUUGUGUUAUAGCAAUGGUGGCCCUUGUUGGGUACAGGAGUAGAAGAGGCAAGGUGGCUGGCAUUGGCCCGAUCACAGAAGUCAAAAAGCAAUAA